AUGCCCAAUCUCUUGUCGAAUGUUAUCAGCGAAAAAGUCAGCCUACAGACGAACGAAGAGUCGCCCUAUAACCCUCCUUCCAAAAGCUCUGGAGAUCCGUCGCAAUGCGUAAACGCUCAAACGAAUAGUCAAUUCAACAAUGGAGGCCUUGUUGACUUAUACAAUGAUCAUGUUAGCGAUGAAGUCGCUGAUAAUGACGACCAGGAACGAUCUAGGGGAAAGGCUGGCGGAAAGGGAAAUUCGAAAUUUAGUGCAGGCCAUAUUCAAGAGCAAAGAGCAUCAAACGAAAAAGUCAAUGGCUCAAUUGUCAAUGGAAAACGAGCAAGUCAAGAUUCAAGCAACGACACUUCGAAGCUGAAUGGGGUGCUGAAAUCACCCAUUGCAAGCUCAGCGCAAUCCUCAGCUCAUUCAAAACAGACUCAUCCCAAAGUUCGCCGAUCAUUCGAAAGCGGACAAUCUGGAAAAGGUUGGCAAAAGGGUCAUGGCCGGGCCCAUUCGGCAUCAGCACCCCAGAAUCCCAAUGCAACCUACCUGAGCAGCAUCCAGGGGUCCCCACCACCCACGGAAGAUACAAUAUUCGGAAUGCCUGAUUCCGUUGAAAGCCCUCAAAGACACACGCACCCAGCAGGUCCUGCUGCUCCAAAUCCUUCGCAGCCAACAGCAGGUUCUUCGACAUCCUCGCUACACCCCACAGCACCCAGGUUACAUCACCGACAUACUUUGGAGGUACCGCGAGUCUCCACAAGUCGUACUUCAAGGGACUUUUCUUUACCCAAUACCAUAAGUGAUGUCGCCAGUGAGACCGGACGCUUUACUCCGACCCUUCGAACUCCUCGCGCAUCCAAUACAAUAGCGCGAGCACAGACAAGGUCGAUUCAUUCAGACAUGUUUCUGGACGAGAUCCCACCUGACAGUGAUAUGGCGCGGUGGGCUGAGACUGUGAGAUACAAGCGUGCAAGCCGGCGGAAAAGGAAAGAGGAGGAAGAAGAUGAUCGGGUAGUGGUGGGGACAAAAGUUGACAUAAACCACGUCAAUUGGGUCACGGCGUACAAUAUGUUGACCGGUAUUCGAUUCACAGUCUCCCGCACCAACGCCAAAAUAGACCGACCUGACGACCCUUUGGAUUUCGACGCACGCCACAAGUUUUCUUUCGACAUAACUGGGAAUGAAUUGACACCAUCUGCUAAGUAUGACUUCAAAUUCAAGGAUUACGCACCUCGUGUGUUCCGUCGUCUCCGGGCCAAGUUUCGUAUUGAUCCUGCCGACUACCUUGUCUCUUUGACGAGCAAAUACAUCCUAUCCGAGCUGGGUUCUCCGGGGAAAAGCGGUAGCUUCUUCUACUUCUCACGGGAUUACAAAUACAUUAUCAAAACCAUCCACCACGCAGAGCACAAACUGUUAAGGCAAAUUCUGCAGGAAUAUUACAAACAUAUAGAAGACAAUCCCGACACACUUCUCUCCCAAUUCUACGGACUGCAUCGCGUAAAAAUCCCUUACGGCAGAAAAAUCCAUUUCGUUGUGAUGAACAACCUCUUCCCACCGCAUCGUGACAUUCAUCAAACGUUCGAUCUUAAAGGCUCAACCAUAGGACGAGACUUCAAAGAAGAGGAUGCAGCGAAGAAUCCACGAGCCACACUGAAGGACCUUAACUGGCUGCGACGAAAGUACCAUUUCGAAUUCGGCCCCUUAAAAAAAAGAUAUUUGUGGAGCAGAUGA
Messenger RNA from Bacidia gigantensis, 1716 nucleotides. RefSeq lists its product as uncharacterized. Gene Ontology annotation, molecular function: phosphatidylinositol kinase activity. Lineage: Eukaryota; Fungi; Ascomycota; Lecanoromycetes; Lecanorales; Ramalinaceae. Gene Ontology annotation, biological process: phosphatidylinositol metabolic process. The coding region runs from base 1 to 1716 and encodes 571 amino acids. The transcript has a single exon. The record is from RefSeq and is a predicted model, not a curated record.